Messenger RNA from Musca vetustissima, 3462 nucleotides. Its product is annotated as hemocytin-like. The transcript is spliced from 11 exons. NCBI's taxonomy places the organism in Eukaryota, Metazoa, Arthropoda, Insecta, Diptera, Muscidae. The record is from RefSeq and is a predicted model, not a curated record. Gene Ontology annotation, molecular function: protein binding. Gene Ontology annotation, cellular component: extracellular matrix. The annotation marks the transcript as partial.
AUGUGUGAUGAUAGAUCCGGAGAACUGAUACCUCCCUCACAAUGUCCACCAGGUCAAAAGUGGUCGGAAUGUGCCAAUCAAUGUGAACGUAGCUGUCACUAUUAUGGAAUGGUCUUGAUUAAACGUGGCCUCUGCAAAGAGGGUGAACUUUGCAAACCCGGCUGUGUGCCGGCUGCGCGCCCUGAAUGUGCUGAGGGUAAAUUUUGGCGUGAUGAAAACACUUGUGUUGAGGCUGAUGCUUGCCCAUGCAUGGACAAAACGGAAAAAUAUGUCCAGCCUCACAUGCCAUUUAUUGGAGAAUGGGAAGUAUGUCAGUGUUUGGAUAAUGCCUAUACUUGCUUGCCCAAUAGAGUUGAGGAAGUUGUUACCGAACCACCAUCAGAGCCAGAACCCGAGGUGGAGGUUGUUACCCUCUUCCCUGUUACAGUUUCACCACCCAAGAAAUGUAAUCCUGAAUUUAUGGUCCCAGUCAUUGAGGCUGAUGAACCCUUGCCAGAUUCUAUAUUCAAGGCCAAUACUUCAUUGGGUCCCAAAUAUGCUCCCGAAAUGGCUCGCCUUACAGAUAGUCCUUCGGAGAAGUCUGGUGCCUGGUCUCCCAUGAUCAAUGAUCAAAAUCAAUAUUUGGAAAUUGAUUUGCCCCAUCCUGAGCCAUUGUAUGGUGUUGUUAUGGCCGGCAGUCCCGACUUCGAUAAUUAUGUUACACUGUUCAAGAUCUUCUACAGUCACGAUGGUGAAGCAUAUCACGCCCUUAACGAUGAAACCGAUAAACCACAAUUAUUCAAUGGCCCUCAAGAUGCCCGUACCCCCGCUAAGACCCUCUUCAAAAUACCCAUUGAGGCGAAAUCUUUGAAAAUCUAUCCCCUCAAAUGGCACAACUCCAUUGCUAUGCGUGUUGAACUUUUGGGUUGCAAUCAUGCCGAAGUUACCACCCUGAAACCACAAACCACCCCCUUCACCGAACAUCCCAUUCAUGCCGAAGAUGAAAUCGAAUGUACCGAUAAGAUGGGUGUAGAAAAUAAUGAAAUGAGUCCAAGACAAGUGAAGGCCAGUACCGUAUGGAGUCUACCCAAACCAGCUAAGAAACCAAGAUUGAUUGAUUUACUGAAACUAUCAUCACCUGUAGGCUGGCGUCCAGCUCUGAAUACACCCAAUGAAUAUAUUGAAUUUGAUUUCUUGGAACCCCGCAACAUUUCUGGUUUCACCACCAAGGGUGGUCCAGAUGGUUGGGUUACUGGCUAUAAGGUUAUGUUCUCGAAGAAUAAACUGAUAUGGAAUAAGGUAUUGGAUGUUGAUGGUCAGCCACGUAUAUUCCCCGGUAAUCAUGAUAAGGAUACCGAACAGACCAAUUAUUUUAAGACCCCAAUUUUGACGCAAUACAUUAAAUUGGUGCCGGCUAAAUAUGAACAGAAUAUUAAUAUGCGUGUUGAGCCAUUGGGUUGUUUCGAGAAAUAUCCCAUUGUCAGCGAAAAUAUUGUGGAACUUGAAACACCCAAACCAAGCAAAUGUUUGGUAUGCGAGGGCAUUGUUGAUGCCUCCACCACCGAUGGUAAUUGCAAGUGCAAGGAUAACCUGUUCUGGGAUGGCAACAAGUGUGUGCCCAGCAAUUUGUGUCCUUGUGUGGAGAACUAUAUACCCUACCCCAUUGGUUCGACCUUUGAGAAUAAACUUUGCGAAGAGUGUACCUGUGUUUUGGGUGGCCAUAGCAGCUGUAAACCCAAGAAGUGUCCGCCAUGCAAGGAACCCGAUCAACGUCCCAUUGUGGGAACUGGCUGCUAUUGCAAGUGUGAACCUUGUCCCAAACAUCAAAAGUUGUGUCCUUCCAGUGGUGAUUGCAUUGCUGAGGCCUUGUGGUGUAAUGGUAUUAAGGAUUGUGCCGAUGAUGAAGAUGCCACCUGUUCGAAUGUCAUACAUGUCAAUAAUAAGCCCAAUGUGACAACAACAGAAACCGAAGUCAUUAGCUGCCCCGUGCCAGAGUGUCCACCCAAAAUGAAGAUGAAAAUCACCGAAAAGAAACAAAGGAAAAUGUCCAGCAUGUUCUCUUCCACUUUCACCAAAAAGGUCACUGUUAAUCGCGAUGAAGAUGGCAAAGUCACCAAGACUAAAGUUAUUACCUCAUCAGAGGAGUUCUUGGAUCGUCCCUCAAAUGAAUUGGAAAUUGUCAAGGAGGAAGAUUGCGCGGAAUUCACCUGUGUUCCCAUUAAAGAAGUUGUCGUACAGAAAAAUGUCACUAAGUCUUGUCCCCCACCUGUAUGCCCUGAGAAAUAUGUUGUUGAAUUGGAUAUGUCUUCGACCAAGCCUGGUGAUUGUCCACCCUAUACAUGUGUCCUCAAGCCCAGCAAAGAUGAUUUCUGUGAAAUUAGUGGCAAAAUGUUCAGAACAUUUGAUGGCACCGAAUUCAAUUAUGAAACAUGCAGUCAUAUUUUGGCCAGAGAUUUGUUGAACUCAUCGUGGGUUAUAUCAGUCCACUUGGAGUGCACGGAUGAAACACGUAAGGUGUGCCGCAAGACCAUAACCAUUAAGGAUACGGUGCGUGGUGCCACAUUGAUCGUGAAGCCUCGCAAACGUUUGAAUUUCAAUGGUUUCGAUUACACAGUACCACAAUUGAUUAACUCCCCAAUUUGUAAGGCAUCAUUUGUCGUCUCACAAGUUGGUGAUACGGUUAUGGUUGUCUCACCCGAACGUGGUUUCUGGGUACGUUACGAUGAUAUUGGCUAUAUUCGAAUUGGUGUUUCUUCGAAAUUCAUCAAAACUGUUGAUGGUCUAUGCGGCUACUAUGAUGGUAAUGGUAGCAAUGAUAAGCGUUCUCCGGAUGGUACGCUAAUGACAAAUACUGCGAAGUUUGGUGACAGCUGGUUUGACAACAAAACACCCAAGGAUCAAUGUUAUCCACAGACAUGUCCAUUGAAAAUGCGUACACAGGCAUUGACAUUGUGUAAUUCCAUUAAGUUUGAUGAAUUCAUCAAUUGCAAAAAAUCCGUUAGCUACAAACCAUUCGCCAGUAAAUGUGUUGAGACAACAUGCGAAUGUCUGCGUGUCCACAAUGGUGAUGUGAAGAAAUGUCGCUGUAAUCUAAUGGAGGAUUAUGUCAAACAAUGUUUGGCUGUUAGUCCCAAUGUGAAAUUGGAUACCUGGAGAGCCAAGCAUCAAUGUGAAAUUGCCUGCCCUGCACCAUUUGUCCAUUCGGAUUGUUAUAAACGCCGCUGUGAGCCAUCGUGUGAUACUUUGAAUACCGACGAUUGCCCCGUCAUUUCGGAUGUUUGCUUUGCCGGUUGUUAUUGUCCUGAGGGUACGGUGCGCAAGGGUGAAACUUGUGUCCCCAUUUCCGAGUGCAAGGAUUGUGUCUGCGAUACAAUUGGUGCUAAGAAAUAUUUCACCUACGAUCGUAAAGAUUUCAAUUUCAAUGGCAAUUGUACUUAUUUGUUGUCGCGAGAUAUUGUCCUGCCCGGUGUUCAUACCUUCCAG